Molecule: messenger RNA, 1855 nt
Organism: Neodiprion virginianus
Lineage: Eukaryota; Metazoa; Arthropoda; Insecta; Hymenoptera; Diprionidae
Product: farnesol dehydrogenase-like
Exons: 5
Coding region: 855-1595 (246 amino acids)
Molecular function (GO): oxidoreductase activity
Source: RefSeq, a predicted model, not a curated record
ACAUUGACAAGUAGCGACAUGGCCAUUAAGACGUAACACCAUUUUCCAUGACGAUCGAAGACACCGACGCACUCUAGCCAAAACUUGCAGUAGUACAUAUACUUGUUCAUCGCGUCUCGUCGUAUCUGCGGCAAUAGUAUCCACGCAGGCACCGGAGAAAGCUGCAGUCAAGUGAUAAAGCCGCAAAGUAACUUCGUUUUCUCGUAAAGAAAUUACCCUGAAUUACAAGUGCAAACUAGAAAUUAUUGGAAAACUUAGCCGGUAGUUACGCAAUUAUUUUCGCCCUUUCUAGAGCACGGACACAAUCGCGUAAACUAGCUCUGUGUGAAUAGUCAUUUGCGUAGGUAUGCCAAGAUGUGGUGCGGGUGAGUAAAGACUGGCAGAGAGACCUAACAGGUGCACUUGAGACUUUUUCAACAAGACCAGUCGUUAGUUGGCGUUGUAGGAAUUAACUUUCGAAAAGUUUUUUUCAUGCUUGCUCUAACGGUUGUUGUAUAUAUGUUCGGUAAUGUGAACUUGCAGAAUUCCACAUAAUUUUUUGCAUCGGCGAUGCAUUUACGAUUCAGGCUACGUAUACAGUUGUGUACCAAGUGAGACAUGUCUUGCAAAUUGAAUCAUACAUUUUCAUGCCCUAUGCGAUUUAUGCAGUGCAACUCGAGGAGAGCCGGACGUGUUCGGAGAAUACAUCUGCAUGACAGUUAUGCCGAUGGAACCGCAGAAUAUCGAGUAGCCGGUCAAACCAGUUGAUAUAUUUUUCAAACGAUCUUCAAUGGAUCGAUUUCAAACCCCGCAAGUGCGAUCCUAUUACUUUGAGCCUCGCUCACGAGUCACUUCUGGUCCAGAAGUUCGUCAGAAUGGAGCGAUGGGUUUCCAAAGUGGCGGUCGUAACGGGGGCGAGUUCCGGCAUCGGGGCUUCCGUUGUCCAGGAGCUGGUCCGUCAAGGAAUGGUAGUCGUCGGGCUCGCGAGGAGGAAGGAAAAGGUCGAAAGGCUUGCGGAUGCGCUAAUCGAAUUCCCGGGUAAACUUCACUCCGUGGAAUGCGACGUCUCCAAAGAGGAAAGCGUCCUCGCAGCGUUUGCCUGGAUCCGGGAGGAACUUGGAACCGUCGAUGUCCUGGUGAACAAUGCCGGGAUCGCGAAGGAAACGACGCUGACUGAGGGUUCCCUGGAGGAAUGGCGGGCCGUAUUCGACGUUAACGUCUUUGGCCUCUGUCUCUGUACCAGAGAAGCUGUGCGGUUAAUGCGCGAGGGUGACGUCGAGGGACUUGUUGUCCAUGUAAACAGCCUCGCCGGGGAACGUGUCCCUGCGGUACCUGGAUUCGGCGUUUAUCCAGGGUCUAAGCGCGCCCUUACCGCCAUGGCGGAAACUCUGCGCCACGAAUUAAGAGCCACGAAGAUUCGGGUCACGUGCGUCAGUCCUGGUUUGGUAGCGACGGGGUUACUGUCCGGUUACUCAGCUUUUUCUGAAGAAGCUUUGGCAGCCAUGCCUGCUCUUCGACCCGAUGACGUAGCGGCGGCAAUUGUCUACGUAUUAUCGACACCGCCUCACGUACAGGUGCAAGAUAUUUCGCUCCGUCCGUUUGGCGAAUCUUGGUAAACUAAUGCAGUCUGAUGCAAUCACAGGGAGUUUUCAAGUUUGAUUCUUUGAAUCUAAUACCGAACGUGGUCAGAUAGCAAAAGUGAUUUAUUGUGGUCGUAGCAAGCAUUGUUUAACUAACGCAGAUGUAAUAUAAAUCGAUUUCUUAACCAAACAAUUUAAUUGUAGGCUGAUAAUAAUUGCGGUUGUGGUAUUUCGCUUUGGAAAAGUUUUAUGAUUCUUUGAAGUUCCUAUCAAUAAACCAUGCAGGCAUAUUAUAA